AUGGCUAUGUUUGAUCUAAUCUAUAGUCAAUCGAAAAAGAAGCUGAAUAGGAAGAAUAUGAGGAAUGAAGCUGAAGUAAAUUGCAUAAAAGUCAUCACUUUCCAGGCAUCGAACAUGAUCAUGAAAGAUGUGGUUGCCUCCACGCUGCUCUCCACUGGUUUGUUUGCCACUACAUUCACAAGCUGAGGUGGGAACCCGAUUGAGACACUUUUGAGGUCGAUAUGAUGACUUGGCUUGCCACAUUUAUCCCAAAGACACUGAAAUUCUCAGACAUACGUUAUCGAGACACGUAAAUGCCGUUAGUGAGAUUCAAAUUGGAAGAGAAUUACUACUUUUUGGAUGCAGAGCAUAGCUCCAUCAAAGCGUUUAAUCUAUCGUAAUGAGGAAGUUUUUCUCAUAAGUGCAAGAUUGAGAGAAAAGAUAGGAAAAUAGCCUUAUUUUUUUAUUAGGAAGUGUAAUUAACUAUAUAGUUAAAAAAAUGUAUAUAAAAUUUUGGUUUCUU
Molecule: messenger RNA, 502 nt
Organism: Thlaspi arvense
Lineage: Eukaryota; Viridiplantae; Streptophyta; Magnoliopsida; Brassicales; Brassicaceae
Source: the annotation of a GenBank genome assembly